Messenger RNA from Malassezia japonica, 3228 nucleotides. It is a transcript of the gene NAT10, whose product is annotated as N-acetyltransferase 10. Gene Ontology annotation, biological process: rRNA acetylation involved in maturation of SSU-rRNA. The transcript has a single exon. Gene Ontology annotation, cellular component: 90S preribosome; nucleolus. Lineage: Eukaryota; Fungi; Basidiomycota; Malasseziomycetes; Malasseziales; Malasseziaceae. Gene Ontology annotation, molecular function: tRNA binding; 18S rRNA cytidine N-acetyltransferase activity; ATP binding. The record is from RefSeq and is a predicted model, not a curated record. Bases 1 to 3228 code for a protein of 1075 amino acids.
AUGCGGAAGCAGCUGGAUCCACGGAUCCCGACGCUGAUCCGGAACAAUGUCUCGACCGGGCACCGUUCGUUCUUUGUGGUUGUCGGUGACCAUGGUCGCGACCAGGUAGUCAACCUCCAUUUCCUGCUCUCGCAGUCGCGUGUCGAGGCGCGCCCCAACGUGCUGUGGUGCUACAAGAAGGACCUCGGCUUCACGACGCACCGCAAGAAGCGCGAGGCGAAGAUCAAGCGCGAUAUCAAGCGGGGCGUGCGUGAUCAGGAUACACAGGAUCCGUUUGAGCUGUUUGUGGGCGUGACCGAUAUCCGGUACUGCUACUACAAAGACACGCCCAAGAUCCUCGGCCGCACCUUUGGCAUGCUCGUCCUGCAGGACUUUGAGGCGGUCACCCCCAACGUCCUCGCACGCACUAUCGAGACGGUCGAAGGCGGUGGUAUUGUGGUGCUGCUGCUGCAGACCAUGUCGUCGCUGCGCCAGCUUUACUCGCUCUCGAUGGACGUCCACUCGCGCUACCGCACCGCGAGUACCGACGAGGACAUUGUGGCGCGCUUCAACGAGCGCUUCCUGCUCUCGCUAAGCGCAUCGCCCAACUGCCUCUUGCUCGACGACGAGCUGAAUGUCUUGCCACUGAGCCGCGGCAAGGAAAUCCGGGCCCUGCCCGAGACCGCCUCGGGCCAGAGCGUCGGCGGCGUCGGCUCCGCAGUGCAAAAGGGCAGCGCACGCCGCGCGCGCGACGAAGAGCUUGCGUCGGUGCAGGCGGACGUCGCCGAGACCAAGGUCGUCGGCCAGGUCAUCAAGCACGCGCGCACGCUCGACCAGGCCAAGGCCGUGCUGACGAUCCUCGACGUGCUCGCCAGCAGCUCGCUCUCGACGACCGUCGCAUUAACUGCCGGCCGUGGCCGCGGCAAGUCGGCCGCGCUCGGCCUGUGUCUCGCGGCGGCGAUCGCGCACGGCUACGCCAACAUCUUUGUGACGAGUCCCAGCCCCGAGAACCUCAAGACACUCUUUGAGUUUGUGCUCAAAGGUCUCGAUGCACUCGGCUACGAAGAGGUGGCCGACUGGGAUCUGCAGCGCGGCACCGGCGAGUGGAAGGACACCGUGGUGCGCAUCAACGUCUUCCGUGGCCACCGCCAGACGAUCCAGUAUAUCCAGCCGCAGGACCACCAGGUCCUGAGCCAGGCCGAGCUUGUUGUUAUUGAUGAGGCGGCCGCGAUUCCCUUGCCGGUGGUGCGCAACCUCUUCGGCCCGUACCUCGUGUUCCUCUCCUCGACGGUGAACGGGUACGAAGGCACCGGGCGCAGCCUCUCGCUCAAGCUCAUCCAGCAGCUGCGCCAGGGCACGCAAGGCACGCCGGGCGACCGCACUACCGCGCUGGCCGACCGCAAUGCAUCGGCGCCGCGCUCGGGCGCCUUGUCCGCGCGUGCGCUCAAAGAGGUCGAGCUCCAGGAGCCGAUCCGGUACGCGGAAGGCGACGAGAUCGAGCAGUGGCUGCACGAGCUGCUGUGCCUCGACGCGUCGGUCGCCAAGCUGCCCUCGUCGCAGAAGCGCGACGCGCGCUCGGGAUGCCCCCACCCAAGCGAGUGCGAGCUGUAUAUGGUGAACCGCGACACGCUGUUUAGCUACCACCCCGCCUCGGAGACGUUCCUGCAGCGCAUCAUGGCGCUCUACGUCGCGAGCCACUACAAGAACUCGCCGAACGAUCUGCAGCUGAUGAGCGAUGCGCCGGCGCAUGCCAUCUUUGUGCUGCUUCCGCCACUCAGCUCCGCGGCCAAGACGGGCGGCAUGCCGGAGCCGCUGUGUGUCAUCCAAGUCGCGCUCGAGGGCAAUAUCAGCCGCCAGGCGAUCCUCAACAGCCUGUCGCGCGGCACGCGCGAUGCGGGCGACCUGAUCCCUUGGCUCAUUACGCAGCAGUUCCAGGACUCGGACUUUGCCGAGCUUUCCGGCGCGCGCAUCGUGCGCAUCGCCGUCCACCCCGAGUUUGCGGGUAUGGGCUACGGCUCGCGCGCGUUGGAGCUCAUGGAGCAGUACUACAGCGGCGCGCUGCUCGACGCCGACGCGCUCGAGGAGCGCCGCGCACGCGACGCCAAGAACCCCCUGGCACCCCGCACGGAUGCGGUCGGCGUGCGCGACCCGUCGCAGCUCCCGCCCUUGCUCGAGCGGUUGUCGGAGCGCGAGCCCGAGGCGCUCGACUGGCUCGGUGUCUCGUACGGCCUGACCCCGAGUCUGUUCCGCUUCUGGAAGAGCAACGGAUAUGCGCCACUGUAUAUGCGCCAGGCGCCGAACGAGCUCACGGGCGAGUACUCUACGGUGCAGCUCAAGACCAUUGGCGAGUCGCGCGACGCGCUGUGGUUGCCUGCGUUUGCGCGCGACUUCCGCCAGCGCUUUAUCUCGCUCCUCGCCUUCCGCUUCCGCGAGCUGAGCACGCUCACCGCCCUCAGCGUGCUCGAGGCCGCGUCGCGUGCCGCGUCCGAGGCGCCGAACGCGCGCCCGGUCACUGCCGCGGAGCUCGCGCUGCUCGUCACGCCGUUCGACAUGAAGCGCCUCGAGUCGUACGGCAACAAUCUGCUCGAGCUGCAGGUCGUGCUGGACCUGAUUCCCGUGCUCGCUUCGCUGUACUUCUCGCGGCGCCUGCGUGUCGUCGCAGACGCCGACAACGACGCGGACGCCCAAGGCGAUGCGAUGGAGCUGACGGUGAGCGGCCUGUCGGCUGCCCUGCUCCUCUCGAUUGGCCUGCAGCGCCGCACGCUGGACGACGCGGCGUCCGAGCUGCAGCUCCCGCUGAGCCAGGCACACACACUUCUAUGCAAGGCCGUGCGCUGGAUCGUCAAGAACCUGCGCGCGCUCGAGCGCCGUGCGAUUGCCAGCGACCUGGCCGAGGAGCCGGUCGAAAAGGCGGCGCCUGGCUUUGCGCCGCUCGAGCAGAGCGUCGAGGACGAGCUCGCGGCCGCUGGCCAAGAAGCGCUUGCAGAAGAGGCGGCGGCGCGCGAGCAGAUGCGUGCCGACCUCGCCAACGACAAGGAAAUGUCCCGCUACCUCAUGCCCGAGGACGACCAAGUGGCCUGGGACGAGGCCGAGGCACGUGUGCGCAAGAUGCAGUCGGACCCCUCGCGCCCCUUGUCGAGCACCUUUUCCCUGCGCACCUCGCGCCCCGAAACCGAGGCCGAGACGCGCGCGCCAAAGCGCAAGGAGCCCAAAGGCUCGCGCCCCGGCGGCAAGAAGCGCAAGGCGUAG